UAUUUGAAGUAAAAAAGCAAAGGCCUCCAAAAAAAAAACAAAAAAAAAGAAGCUUCUCCAGAAUCUCUCUAAGAACCCUAAAUUAAACCCGACUGUGUGGAGAAGGAGAAUUAGCUGAAGAGUUUGAGCUUUAAUUUUAUCUUUAUAAGAGAUUGAAUAUAGUUGUGUUGAUUAAGAGGUACGAAAACGAUGAUGGAAAUAGAGGACUAAACUUUGAACAAGCCCGAAAAGGCUAGGGCGUACUCUUACUUGAUCUCGCUUUGGGAUUGCUUAGGCAGAUAACAGAUUAUUCGGGAGAUAAAUCAGAUUUAAACCAAGUCAAUGGCUUCACAAUUCGGUCCUCGGACAAAUUCUGCAAGCUCAGUGGAUUCACAGGGUCAAAAUACAUCUUUGCAGAGACUUCAUCACGUUGAGAAGAGAGUAGUUAGGGUUUUGGAGCUUGCUGGAGGUGUAAUGGAUGAAUUGUCGAACGCUACUGGUCCUAGAGUAGAGGUUGUUAACAACCACUGUCGUGAGUUCAUGCAAUCGAUAAAGGAUAUUCAAGUGACCCUGCGGGAAGAAAUCAAAAGUGCUUGCGAAUACCGUCCCUUCGAGAAAUGUGAUUACAGUUCAAGAAUAUCCAACGAGAUUUGCUGCAAGAAGCUGGAGUAUAUAAUGGAGCAGCUGGACAACAUGAAGCAAAGUAUAGAACGAUAUGAUACUUCAGUCUGACCUCAUUUAGUGCAGAGGUACACAUUCUAUGUAAGAACAAGCCCCUAGCCGGGUGCAUAUACACCAAGCUGAUUGGUUGUUGAUUAAUUUCGAUAUAAGAAAAUACAUUUUGAAGGGGAUGAAACCAUAUUAUGUUCACUGAUGUUGUUAUCAAUUUUUUUUUUUUUUUUAUCAUUUCAA
This is a messenger RNA of Papaver somniferum (opium poppy), 891 nucleotides long. Its product is annotated as mediator of RNA polymerase II transcription subunit 11-like. Gene Ontology annotation, cellular component: mediator complex. The record is from RefSeq and is a predicted model, not a curated record. NCBI's taxonomy places the organism in Eukaryota, Viridiplantae, Streptophyta, Magnoliopsida, Ranunculales, Papaveraceae. Gene Ontology annotation, biological process: regulation of transcription by RNA polymerase II. The coding region runs from base 322 to 711 and encodes 129 amino acids. Gene Ontology annotation, molecular function: transcription coregulator activity. The transcript has 5 exons.